This is a messenger RNA of Striga hermonthica, 1212 nucleotides long. NCBI's taxonomy places the organism in Eukaryota, Viridiplantae, Streptophyta, Magnoliopsida, Lamiales, Orobanchaceae. The record is from the annotation of a GenBank genome assembly.
AUGGAGAAGUCCGACAUUCUAUUUUCUCUCCUUGUUUUUGUUCUGUUCUUGUUUCCAACGUUUGACGGAGGAUUAAUGGUGAAAGCUGUAAGAACUGAAGACGGAUCAGAGGCUUGGGGAUACGUUGAAGUUAGACCCAAAGCCCACAUGUUUUGGUGGUAUUACAAAAGUCCAUACAGGACCCAAGAUCCAAGACAGCCAUGGCCCAUCAUUCUCUGGCUACAGGGUGGACCUGGUGCAUCUGGAGUUGGGAUUGGUAAUUUUGAGGAAAUUGGGCCAUUAGACACUUAUUUGAAGCCCAGAAACACAACAUGGCUUAACAAAGCAGAUCUAUUGUUUGUGGAUAAUCCAGUUGGGACAGGAUAUAGUUUUGUGGAGGAUACAAAUUUAAUGGUGAAAAGUGAUGAAGAGGCUGCAGCUGAUUUAACCACACUUUUGAUUGAAGUUUUUAACAGAAAUGGAAGUUUGCAAGAAAGCCCUCUUUAUAUAGUGGCAGAGUCUUAUGGAGGGAAAUAUGCUGUCACUCUUGGAUUAUCAGCUCUUAAAGCAAUAGAGGCUAGACAAUUAAAAUUGAAGCUUGGAGGCAUUGCAUUAGGGGACACCUGGAUAUCACCAGAAGAUUUUGUGCUUUCAUGGGGUCCUCUAUUGAAAGAUGUCUCUAGGCUGGACAAUAAUGGACUGGUUAAGUCUAACAGUUUAGCCAACCAAAUAAAGCAACAACUUGAGGCUGGCAAUUUUUCUGAAGCAACCAAUACAUGGAGUGAUCUUGAGGAAGUUAUCAGCUCCAAUAGCAAUUCUGUGGAUUUCUACAAUUUCUUGUUGGAUUCAGACAUGGACCCUGUCUCUGUGUCGGUAACAACAGAAAUAUCGCCGAAAAUCGCGAUUAAACGAUACUCGAGAUAUUUGAAUUCUUUGAGAUCCACUCCAGGUGGUGAUGGAGAUUUAGACAGCCUAAUGAAUGGCCCCAUCAAGAAGAAACUUAAGAUCAUACCACAAAAUGUUGAGUGGGAUGGGUUAAAAACGUUUUUGGGCCUGAACAGAAGGCCCAUUUACUGUGGGAAAGAAAAAGUAACCAAAGGGUUUGUUAAAUCGUAUCGAAACUUGCAUUUCUACUGGAUUCUUGGAGCUGGUCACUUCGUGCCCGUUGAUCAACCGUGUGUUGCACUGAGCAUGAUAAGCGACAUCACACAAUCUCCUAAUCCUUCAAAUUAG